ACUUUUGCUUUCGCCUCCUGAUUUACACGCAUUUUUGACACUUGGUGUGCCAUUCUCUGGGCCCUGCGCCAGCAGCAGCAUAUCGAGUCAAAUCAGUCUCGGUCGAUUCGUCUCUUUGGUCGCAUCAGCGCGUGGUUUCGUAGUCUGUUGGAGAAAACGGUGUUUUAUUCCUGGCAGGAUACUCGGUGUGUGUUGUGUUUCUUUUGUUUAUGUUUGAGGUGGAUCUGUGGUGCGCGCAAAGCUGAAUAAAUUCCGUUCCAAGAAGCGAUCGCAAUUGCAUCGAUUUUAGUGUUUUUCUUCGCCGCGAGCGAAACAUCAGAAUUCACGGUGUGCGUGACGUGUAAGCGGGAUUCCACCGGAAUAUGUGGAAUGCAGCAGCGCGAGCUGGUAGUGCCCUGACAAAGUGAAUCUUGCCCCGGCAGAGCUGGCCCGUGGCAAAGGGCAGAAAAACCUGUCUCGGCAGUCACGUUCAGCAAUAAUUUAUGUGGAGAAACACUCGAAAAAUCUCUCGCUAUUUAAAUACAGUGCAAAGUAAACGUCAAAAUAUGACAUGGUGCGUUUGUUUUGACUCGCCUGCUGCUGUUGUCGUCGAGAAGGAGGACGUGUUGUUUACAAUGAGUGUAUUGUUUUUGUGAUGAAUUUAUGUUGCUGCAGUGGAUGAGUGCGGAGCAAGGUAUUGUCCGGGUGUUAUUUUAACAAAUCGAAUGCUGAGAUGUUUACCCUAUACCCGGAUCCGGACGACACCAAAUGUAAACAAAGUUACAAAUGAUGAGCAGAUUAACUUCCAAAGGGGCGAAGGAGGGAAAUGUUCAAAAAUCGAUACUUGUGUGUUCUAAACAAAAAUAUCACCCUUGAAGCGCGGCGUUUUUUUUUCCUGUUUUCGGUGAAAUUGUUCGUACGUGAAGUGAAUGUGUUUUCCAAUGAAUUUGUGCAAUAAUAGUGAAUAAGGGCAAAAUAAAUGUUGGUGGCAAAUGUGCGUUCGUUGUGUCCCGUAAAAAAACAGCUACGAAAAUUGAUUGCUGUAAUGAAAUUAAUAAAAAUGUAAACAUACGAAACGAGGGAAAGAGUCGUGAAAUAAAUACAAAAAUUGGUGUUCAAUUCGUGUUAUACUGUGUGUGAAAAUAUGUGUCAUGUUCCGGCUCCGCAGCCGCAAGCGCUAAACGGAUUAAAAUGUUGCAUUCCCGGCGUUUGCAUUUCUCUCCGGCAUUGAUGACGAAUAGAAUAAUCAAUAUGUCAUCGUUCAGUGAUAAAUAAUUCUGUGUACGUAAAUCGUUGAUCAACCGAAGCGAAGGUACAAUCGGUUCAGAUCACAAUGCAGGCCAAAAAGCGCUACAUUCUGGUGAUAAUCUGCUGUGCAUUCCUAGCGUAUUGCUAUUUCGGAGGCUACCGGCUCAAAUGGCUGCAGAAACUGUUUGCCAUCAGCGUUCGGAAGAACCCUUCCAAACUCCCGCCAUAUCAGCAGCUGCACUAUCAAUUUCAAGAAUCUCCGGAACCAUACGUUCCGAGCUCACCCAACUCGGUCGGCCGGUCAUUCAUGGAUGACGAGCUGUUCGCCCAUCCUUCCUUCGAGUCCAAAUACAUCGGGGAUUCGCUUCCCUCUCCUUGGCACACGUGCCGAAUGGAGACCUGCUUCGACUUUUCCAAGUGUUCCGACCAGAACUUCCUGGUGUACGUGUACCCACCGGAACCACUGAAUUCGCUGGGUGCCCCGCCACCCAUCAGUCCGAACUAUCAGAAAAUCAUCUCCGCCAUCCAGGAGAGUCGAUACUACACCGCCAGCCCGGAGAAAGCCUGCCUGUUUGUGCUGGGAAUUGACACCCUGGAUCGGGACUCGCUGAGUGAGGAUUACGUGCGAAAUGUGCCCUCCCGGCUGCAGCGGCUUCCCCACUGGAACGGUGGUCGGAACCAUAUCAUAUUCAAUCUGUACUCGGGCACCUGGCCGGAUUACAACGAGAAUGGACUGGGGUUCGAUCCGGGUCAGGCGAUUCUGGCCAAGGCCAGCAUGAGUGCCCAGUCGUGGCGGGCGAAUUUCGACGUGAGCAUACCGCUGUUCCACAAGCAGUUCCCGCUGCGCGGAGGAAGCACUGGAUUUGUGGCGAGUAAUAACUUCCCCGCGAACAAGAAGUAUCUGCUGGCGUUCAAGGGAAAAAGAUAUGUGCACGGAAUUGGUUCGGAAACAAGGAAUUCGCUGUUUCAUCUGCACAAUGCCCGAGAUUUGGUGCUGGUGACCACCUGCCGGCACGGCAAGAGCUGGCGGGAUCUGCAGGACGCGCGGUGCGACGAGGAUAACCGGGAGUACGAUAGAUACGACUACGAAACUUUAUUACAAAAUUCAACAUUUUGCCUUGUGCCGAGGGGACGCCGUCUAGGAUCGUUUAGAUUCCUCGAGGCACUUCAGGCAGGUUGUAUACCGGUGCUGCUGUCCAACUCGUGGGUGUUACCGUUUCAGUCGAAAAUAGACUGGAAGCAGGCAGCACUUUGGGCCGACGAAAGACUGUUAUUGCAGGUACCGGACAUCGUGCGUUCGAUCACCGCCAGCCGCAUCCUAGCUUUACGCCAGCAAACUCAAGUGCUGUGGGAGCGUUAUUUCAGUUCCAUCGAGAAAAUUGUUUUCACCACAUUCGAGAUUAUAAGAGAAAGACUGCCAGACUACCCGCAUCGGAACGGGCUGGUUUGGAACCAAUCGCCGGGCGCCCUGCUGACGAUUCCGACCUUCUCCGACACGCCCCGCCGGCUGCCGUUCCUGUUGGACCCGAUGGGGUACCGGCCGGGGCAGAACUACACCGCCGUCAUCUUCGUCCAGAUCGGCUCGCAGCUGACACCAAAUACCGCGCUGUACAAGCUAGUCAAAUCCAUCACCAAAAGCCAAUUUAUAGAUAAGAUUCUCAUCCUAUGGUCCUGCGACCGGCCGGCACCAGGACGGAAACGGUGGCCUGCGACCGGGCACAUUCCACUGCACGUGAUAGCCGGAGGGUCGGCCGAGGACCGGCCAAGCAUAUCCCAAAGAUUUUUCCCCCACGAACAGAUCGAAACGGACGCGGUGCUUUCGCUGGACGAGGAUGCCAUCCUGAACACCGACGAGCUGGACUUUGCCUACCAGGUGUGGCAGGACUUCCCCGAUCGCAUCGUAGGCUAUCCGGCGCGGGCCCACUUCUGGGAUGAUUCGAAGAACGCCUGGGGAUACACAUCCAAGUGGACGAACUACUACUCAAUCGUUCUGACGGGGGCAGCCUUCUACCAUCGCUAUUACAACUAUCUCUACACCAACUGGCUGUCCUAUCUGCUGCUGAAAACCGUCCAGCAAUCGUCGAACUGCGAGGACAUCCUGAUGAAUCUGCUCGUGUCGCACGUAACUCGGAAGCCACCAAUUAAAGUGACCCAGCGGAAGGGUUACAAGGAUCGGGAGAGUGGGAGAUCUCCCUGGAACGAUCCUGAUCAUUUCAUCCAACGACAAAGUUGUCUCAACACCUUUGCAGCCGUGUUUGGCUACAUGCCACUGCUACGUUCCAAUCUCCGGCUGGAUCCCGUACUGUACCGGGAUUCGGUGUCCAACCUGAGGAAAAAGUACCGCCAAAUCGAACUGGUCGGCAGCUAGCGAUUCAUGUACAUCUACUAAGAAGCAGCAACAACAUUCGUGGAUUCUGCGAAUUUUUGUGUUCUAUUUAUGUUUCGUUCCGUCGUUCCCCAAACUCAAUCUCAAAGAAUCAAAGAAUGUUUGGCUUUUUUGGCCAAACCACACACCGCCGCCCUCGCAGCAGCAACGAAGGAGAAGCAGAAGAGGGCGACACCCACAACCACUUGUAAAAAAAAAAUGGCAAGGGCAGCGAACACUGGGCGGACAGCGAAAUCACGAGCAAUUUGACGCCCCCUCUCGCGUGCCGCGAGGGGAGAAGAAACAAGAUUAGCAUUAAAGCAGAAAAGUGUAGACUUUUUUGUAACUCAUCAUCCUAUUUUGUAAUUAGGGCUUUUUUAAUGUGAGGAAAAUGAGACCUUCCCGUAACAACGGGGCGGAAAGCAAUUUCUCGGCGGAUGAAAUCGAUCUGAAGCGCGGAGUGUCGAAAGUGAGAAUCUGUACAGAGUCGUCAAAAGUCAUAGCGGUAAAGGAUAUACACAUACUUGGACACAUUUCGUUGUUAUAGUUAAACAAAAAAUAUGAAAAAAAAAGAAGAGAAAAACUAAAUGAACCAGAAACUAAGGAAGCAAAAAAAUAUUCGCCGCAGAAAUAUUUGUUUGUAAAUAGCAUUGUUAGACAAAGAUAUAGGUACACACGCGACAUUUUUGUAACUAAAUCAAUUAGAUACAGCCAUAUACAUAGCGUAGUUGGACAUGCGUUUUAUCCUAGUGCGAUAAGUAGGACAAAAUAUAUCAUGGUGAGCGAAAAAAAAAGUAUGGAAAACAUACAACCAAUUGUGAGCAACAAAAUAUUAUCAGCAAAAUUGUUGUUGUGUUGAUGAGUAAGACGAUUACCACGAAGGGGGUGCAGAAGUUACUGAAUGGUAUUUUUUACGUAAACGUGUAAGGUAAACAAAAUAUUGAUGAGAUUUUCUACACACAAAGCGAGAGAGAGAGAGGAAUGUAGAUUUUUCGAAACGAAACGAAAAAAGAGGGGGAUCCAAGAGAAGUGAAAUUAAGUACGUAAGAAAGUGGCAUUAUGAGGAACGGGAAUUAUUAUUAACGCUGCACAUUUUAGUUUUUAACAUCAUUACCAUUGGACGGUCGGUUUGGAAUCCACUGGAGUUUGUAUUUGUGACUUAAAUGUUUAGGCAUCUCAAUCUAAAAAGUCAAGAGAAUAAUUGGGUCCAAAGGGGACCCAAUAAACAUUGCAUUUUAAGACUAGAACUAUCGAACGGUCAAAAUGACCGGUUGUACCAUUUAUUCACAAGAUUCUUCUUCUUCUUCUUCAAUGGCACUAACGUUCCUGGAGGAACUUCGCCGUCUCAACGUAGUAUUACUUGCGUCAUUUUUAUUAGUACUUAGUUGAGAUUUCUAUGCCAAAUAACACGCCUUGAAUGCAUUCUGAGUGGCAAGCUCUAGAAUACGCGUGAUCACAGUGCAAGUCGGAGGAAAUUUCUUUGACGAAAAAUUCCCCCGACCAGAACGGGAAUCGAACCCGAACACCCGGCAUGUUAGUUAUGACGCUAACCACUCGGCCACGGGAGCACUAAUUCACAAGAUUAUGUUAUGAAAUGUUAUUUAAUGUUCUUUAAUAAUGUUUAAAUUUUUCUGAAAUACAUUUUAUUUCCUUUGAAAUUUUUAUAUUCUGACAACUAAAUAUCACACUGGUCAAACCGGUUUGGUAGGAAUAUAUAUAUAUAUAUAUAUAUAUAUAUAUAUAUAUAUAUAACAACUUUCGGUAGUUCUAGUGUUAAUUGCGGACUUCUGUCAAAAUUUUCCAAAUAAUAUUAAUAUAAAUAUUUUGAACAGUGUCCUCUAAGAACAACGACAUUAUUUUGUUUGAAAUGCAAAGACGAACGAAAGUUAUUAACCCCAAAAAAAUCUACUGCACAUUGGACAUAUAAGGUAUAGUAAAAGUAAACCCCUUUUUUCUCAACAGAUGAUGAUAGUUUUCUCGCGUUGCAUAGUAGCGAUUGUGUUACACUAGGUGUCAUCAUAAUAAUGAGAUUUAGUACUGAACGAUGCAUAUGUGGCCUAAAUCUAAUCGUUCCAAUUAUGCUAAAUGGAACCUGCAAUGUUAAAAUAAGGGAUGACUUUUUAUUACAGCUUAUAGUUGGAUGCAUUUCAUAAAUAACCGGCAAAAGUGAGGUGGUUUGACUUCCCAAGAAAUUCAGAAUCCUAUCGGAAAGGAUUUUAUUCGAUUUUAUUUGUACUCCAUCAAAUGAACUCUUAUUAGAAAUUGAAGUACUGAACAAUGUUCUACGACAGUGUCAACUCGUAUUAUUAACUAUCGUUUUAGUGUAAUGCUUGCUCCGGUAAUGAUACAAGCUAACAAUCAUUCACGAUUUAGUAUUGUUGUGAAUAGAUAAUAUAGUAUAAUGCCUCAAGUAUUUGUAAUUGAUGCCGGAGAUUCCGUUGACUUCCUAUAUUCAUCGAGUGAGUUUGCACUCUUAAGGUUCCAUUACUCGUGCUCGAGCUUUUCGAUGAAUAUGAUGAAUACAUGGCGAUUCAACAUGUAGAAGCGGCAUAUCAUAUAACCUAGAUUAGCUGACCGAGCACGAGCAUCCAAUCUCCAAAAAGCUGAGAAAGCAUUUUAAGUCUAAUAUAGGAAUGUUAGCCAGAGUACUGCAAUGGAUAAUUUCUUUGAGACCGGUAGGAGGUAGGUGGUGACGAUAAGGCAGAUUUGCCCUAUCUUCAAGAAGAACAAGUAGUUCGAGUGUUCUAAAUACCGUAGCGAACCUCACCACCUUUCACCACGAGUGUAGUUUUGCACUUCGAUAAAUUUUGACAGAUUUUUUGACGUAGAACCACGUCUUUCAGGAAGGGUGCCAAAUCAGGAAACAGGUUACGUUUUUAUGAAAUAAAGUUAACGUUAAUAACUAUUUUCACUGUGAACGAAUUCUCAUGAUUUGCAUACCAAUCGAAAUUCUCUUAGAUUCGUUUGAUAUGCUGUACAUUACAAUUCGCUAAUCUCUAAACGGUUUAAAUUCAUGAAAACUGGAAGAACUUACUUUUUUUCCCAUACAUUUGUUCUGCCGAUUUGUCUGCUGACCCUACCCGUAUUUCAAAUGCUUAUACCUCGAACAUUUCCCAACAGAUCGGAAAGAUGUUUGCAUCAAUUGAUAGAAAAUAUUUCUACGCAUCUAUUACAAUUAAUAAAAUAUUAUUUUUCAUGAGAUGAACAAUUGAAUAACUGUAAAAUGUCAAGCGUUAUUUCUAACUGCCAAGUUUUGACUGGCCCGAUUUAUGGUUUCCCCAACACAGACUUCAAAAUCGAUGUACCUGUGGAAAUCUGCUCUGCAAAUAUACAUGCAUGUCGGUUCCCACCGAGCUGUGUUCCUCUAACACGGACUUCAAAAUCAAUGUGCCUGAGGGAAUCCGCUUUGCAAAUACAUGCAAGUCGGGGGUAUUUUUUGGUGUUGAGUACUUUUGUACUCGCUUGUCGGUGUGCAGACCGGAAUAUGUUUUUCGAAAACGUACAUUUAAACUGAGAAUCCUAGGAAAAUCGUCAUUUCAGAUACUAGAGGUGAAUGAACUUUCGCGGUUCGAGAACUACGUAAACAUGAGAUGUGCAAUAUUUUCAGAGGGAAAUGUAAAAUACAAUGAUCGUUUGACAAUUCUUCCGUUCACAUAUUUUGGUAGUCCUAGGCAUCAUAUCAAACGUAAAAUUUAUCAAAUUUAUUUGUAACGAAGAACAUAAUCUAUUACAAAAUUUUCGAUGCAUUCUAAAAUAAUAUUCGAAGUGGAUUGCAUAAUAUAAUUGCGUGGUUCUACGUCGAAAAUAUACGGUCGUGUCCUAGAUACAACCCCUUACAUUUUUUUAUGUUGGACUCUCCACAUCAGAACCAUGUAGCACGACGGCAUACCGCAUUAAAUAUAUACUAUCAUGAAUAAAGUGAUGAACUAUGCCCAAACUUAUGAGAAAAACUUUCGAGUAAUCUGUUGGGCAGGCAAAAGUGAUUGCUCCAUAGGAUUUAUAUGGAGCGACAAGAUUGAGAUUUGUUUAAAUAAUUAUUUUAGCGAAAAAGUUAUAAGAAUUACGCGCUACUCUAUAUUAAUAACAUGCGAAUAUAUGUUUCUUUACAUAAAAAUAUUUACUUAUAGCGUCAAAGCCAUAUACACGGAGAAAAAUAGAAAUUUCUGUUUUGGCUAUGAUUCAUAUCAAUGGAAGCAGAUUGAAUAUUAAAAAAAAUUCACAGAAAUAGUGCAAACUGCACAUUGCGAUUGUAUAGCCGGAUUAGGUUAAGUGUGUUCCCAUUUAGGCUUCGUGCUUUUUGCUGGUUUCGUGAAGAAAUAAGCUGUAAUGAUAUCCCUAACCGGUGGUUAGUUCCGCCAAAAAAGCAGUUGAUUAUGUUGAAUUAAGAAAAAAAAAUAUCAACCAACUCUCAGAUGUGAUAUUCGGGUACCUGAAUGCUCUGCGGAGAAGCUAAAUACGUUUAUAAGAAAAUUGUUUUUGUAUUUUUCAAGUGUCAGGUUUGUAUAGGGCUCUUGCUACACAUACAUGCAGAGCAUCUGUUGGGCAAACAUCAUUUGUUUACAUUCGUAGCUUCUAUGCAGCAGAAGCGGAUUCAUUAUCAAUCGAUGUUCUUGUAGAUGAUUUAAAUAUAGUUGCGAUCUUCCUAUUAGCGCAAAAUAUUUCAUAGAACUAAUAUGAACUUUGUGAAACAGUUUCACAAGCUAUUUACCGAACAAGAGCUUUUGUGUGACGCAUAUUGCUUAACUUACUUACUAUUUCGCGAUGUUCAUUGGGCGACUUUCCCACUAAAUUUGAAUCGAAAAAAUAACAGGAAAGGAUUAUCAGCAUGUUCGCACCUAGAUUCAAGACACAGAGGCUCGAGCUCACGUUCGUAUGCUACCUUGUAUUUUCCAAGAUUAAGCCAAUUGAUGGAUUUUCUUCGUUUCCGAUCAAUUUUCUUAUAACCAUAUUUCACUUCUCCGCAGAGCAUUCAGGUACCCGGAAAUCAUAUCUGAGGAUUGAUUGAUUUUUCUGGCUGAAUAUGUUCUUAAUUUCAAUAUAAUCAUCUGCUUUUUUGGCGAAACUAACCACCGAUUAAGGAUAUCUACACACGAAUAUUCAUUAUAGUUUACUUCUUCACGAGAUCAGCAUUUCAGGGCAAAAAGCAUAAAGUCUAAAUGGGAGCACACUUCACCUAAUCCGGCUAUAUAAUCGCAAUGUGCAAUUUGCAUUGUUUCUGUGAAACUUUUUGAAUAAUCAAUCUGCUUCCAUUGAUAUAGAUCAUAGCCAUAACAGAAAUUUCUAUUUUUCUCCAUGUAUAUGUCUCCGCAAAGAGACAUAUACUCGCAAGUUAUUGAUAUAGUGUAGCGCGUAAUUUCUAGGACUAUUUCGUUAAAAUAAUUAUUUAAACAAAGCUCAAUCUUGUCGAUCCAUACAAAUCCUAUGGAGCGAUCUCUUUUGCCUGCCCAACAGAUCACUAAUACAUAUGCACGAUGCAAGCGCCCUAAAAGUUUCCCGUUGUAUUAAUUGUUUUGAUCAAUAAAUAUGGAAAAUGCCAAAAGUGCUCACGCAGAGAGAAGAAAGACAAUCGAUGCAUUUCACCAAAAAAAUGUUGGUAUCAGAGAAACUGCUCGGCGGAUUGGACGAUCCCAUCAAGUAGUGUUCAAUAAUUUGGCGAAUCCUCAAGGAUACGGUGAGAAGGAGAGAGCCCCACGUAAAUCGAAGCUCUCUGAUCAGGAAAAGCGAGAAAUAGUUAGAACACCACCAAAUACCUUAAAAUCGCUAAUACAGCAAUAUUUGAAUUGAAAUUCUCGGGUGACAAUUCGUCAAGUUUUGGUGAAAAGUCCUCACAUAAAGAGGGCUUGAAAGGUUGAAGCUCUUAAUCUUACACCAUAUCACAUCGGAAGAAGUCUCAGUUUUGCCAAAGCUCACAUGAUCCGACAGUGGAGCAUGGUAUGUCAUGACAAAGAAUGUUUCCAAAAGUAUACAUUUUGCUAUACAGUGAUAGACAUUCGUUUAGCCGCACUUGAAAAAAAAAUUGAAACACUUACACAAAAAUUAGAAAUGUUCUUUUUGUUGGGAUACAUAUUUGCUGUAGUGGUAGUAUAUUUUAGUCACUUUCAUCGAAAGGACGCGCGUCAUACUCACACACGCACAAGGUGGCAUCGGUGGUUGUAAACAUUCAAACGCCGUUUUUUCCCGAGAAAUACGUUUAGCCACAGAGCAUAAAAAUCAACUUUUCGUAUAAUCACCGAGUCUUUAUCUGUGUUUAUUGAAAAAUUACAUCGGAAUAUUCAAUUUACACGGUAAAUAGAAGAUGUGAGUAGUUGGUCAGACUAGAGAUUCACGUAUAAUUUGAAGGAAUGGCGAAAGGUACUCGAUUAACGGAGGAAGAACGGAGAAUAAUAAAGAAGUUCAAAGAAGAAAAGUUUUCUAAUCGCUCGAUCGCAACAAAAAAUGAUCGAUCUGAGAAAGUGGUACGUAAUUUCUUGAAAAUGGACUCGAAAUAUGGAAUAAAACGACCUACAAAAGGGAACUUUGUGUCUUAAAGGUCAAAUAAGACACGAAGCAACCAAGAAUCAAUUGUCCUGCUCACAAAUUAAGGCAGAUUGGUUGUUCCAGUAACGAAGAGCGCAUCUUGAACGAGUCACCAAACAUCAAGUGGAAGAAACUUCACGGGAAGCCGAAACUGACCGCCACUCAUAAGCAGAACCGUCUAAAUUUCGCCCGGCAAUACAUGGAAUGGAAACUAUGUUGUGUUUUCCGACGAAAAAUAGUUUAAUGGAUGGCCCGGACUGUUACAGUUGCUAUUGACACGAUUUAAGUCAGCGGAAUGUCGUGAGACCGAAGCGAAACUUUGGGGGCGGAAGUUUUGAUGGUGUAGGGAGCCUUUUCCUAUCACAGCAAGCUUCCCAUUUGUUUCAUUUCCACCCGAAUGAACUCCGAAAAGUAUCUUGAAUUACUGGAGGACGUUUUGAUUGGCCAUAUUGAGAAUAACGCUACUGAGGAUAUCGUUUUUCAGCAGGAUAACACAUCGAUCCACGUUUCCAAGCAAUCAAAGGCAUGCUUUGCUGAGAAGGACAUUCCACUUCUAGAAUGACCUGCUUGCAGUCCUGAUAGUCCCGAAUUUUGGCCGGGAUGGUCUAUGUAAACGGACGACAAUUCGACAACAUUUCCAGCCUCAAGGCAGUAAUUCAGGAGUGUUGGGCCCUAUUUGAUAUGACAACACUUCAAAAGCUGUCUGACUCGAUGCCAAAUCGAAUUUUUAAUGUGAUCCGAAAUGUAGGUGGACAUACAAAAUAUUAGCUACUGAAUUCGAAAUAUGCUGCACAAUUUUUUCUAGCGAAAUUUGAAGAUGCGGCUAAACGAAUGUCCACCCUAUUUGAAUUAUUUUGAUAGCAAAAAGUGAAUUGUUACUGUUUUUUAAUAAUGAAUUCAAUGAAAAUAAACAAUAAGCGUCUUUUAUGAGCAACACUGAACAAAUAAUUGACUUAUUUUCAAACAUAUUGAGGAAAAAUAAGGUGCGGCUAAACGAAUGUCAUGCGAGAGCUCUACUGAAGUACAGGGUGACUCAAAAGUCUUUAAAUUCUUCAAACAUAAGGUGACUAUCAAUACGGCAUCUAUAGCCAAUAGUUAUACUACCAAACAAACAGGUGACCACUUUGUCCCCUAUGACCAACUUGCCCCCACUACCCCUAUAGGUUAUCUUCACUGAUGAAGAAAAUUCAAUUAGGAUGGUCCUGAUGGUUUCAACAGGUACUGGUACAAGGUUUUAUGCAUCCAAUGUUGGAUACCAAAAUAUUCUACUGAAGGGGAAGAAUAAUCUUCAGAAGCUUUCCUGUUAAUUGCGGCAAAUACACCAAAUACAAAAUGUAUUUGGUCGCAGUAUUAUAUGAAUAGAAAACAUUAAAAUAAACUCUUACGCUUGAAUGUCAUUUUCAAUUCCAAGGGGAACUGGCAGAUUAUUUUUCAGCAACGAUAACGUCUUUCCGGAUUCUUCUCGAUGCUCGAUGCCCGCCAGUGGUUAAUGUUAACUCGAUAACCACCAAAGGAAAAGAGUUGCGCGCGUGUAUGUGUGUGUGUGUGGCGGCUGCUCCGAUGCAUCAAACGGAACCAAUUUUCGAUGCUGAUUCUCUCUUGGCCGUCUUUUCAGGGGCAUCACUCUCCUCCCGAUGAAUUCCCUUCUGGCUAAGGUGCACAAACAGGCUCUUGGUGACACCGUUCAUCAGCGCGUUCAUGAUCAACGAAGUCAGCUUCGCCACAACAGCGACAGCAUGCUCCGAUCGCUGUUCAAAUAUAACUGAGUUGAUUUCCGAGCGGUGCUCGCCUCUAUACCGAUUGGUGAUUUCAAUAACCUGUUUUAAAAGCAAUUUUAAGGCUAUUGAAACAAGUUUUUGGAUCAAAAAGUAACAAGUAUAUAACGCGUAUACAUUUUAUCAUUCGAAUGAAGUGUUUAUUUCGUUCAGUUGUUUAGGAGCUUUUGAUUUUGAGCGUUAUCGUUUUCGAAACUUUCGAAUUUACACCCCAGUAUAGAAAUGAAAUACGUAGUCCUACGUCAAAAUCACAUUCCAGCAAAACAAUGCUACUAUUCAUACCAGCAUGGAAACUAAGCCAUGGAUUAAGGACCAAAAACUUUUUUUUUUUUGGACUGGCCUGCUCGCUCUCCAGACUUGAAUCCUGUUGAAAAUCUUAGGGGGAUCCUUGUACGCAGAAUCUACACGGAAACGGGAAAACGGUACAUCACGAUUGAAGAGCUCAAGUGCGCAAAUUGGGAAACCUGGAAAAAUACGAAGAAAUCCGUUCAGCAGAAUUUGGUAAAUAGUAUGCCAACACGAAUUUUCCAGGCUAUUAGCUGAAAUGACAAGGUUGCAAAUUAUAAGACAUGUAAAUCAGCCGACAGUUUUGAAUUUUUCAUUAAUAAUGCUUAUGAGUUCUGAGAUGGUCUUAUAGAAACCAUUUAGCUGAGAUUAUCAUAUUUAAGCACAAUAACUAAACAAACAACUCUUUGUAACAUUUGAUAUCAUUAAAUCAAGUACUGACACCACAUGAGAGAAAGUGGUCCUUUAGUGCGAACUCAAGUUUCUGGUUUGGCCGACUAGCUCAAUACGCCACGAAAAGUAAUAGUGUCCAAUACUCAAUAUAAACUAAAAUGUAACGGAAAACUUGUCACUCUUUCAUGGUUCUAUAAUUGCUAUCUCAAAAGCUUGUCCUUCCUACAAACAUACAUACAAUAAUCUCUUCACGCUGCGCGAAUCGUUGGGGGCCCCAUGAUACUGCUACAACUGCAUCAACCUUCUGCAGCCGCUCCGUCGACGUUUCCGUCAGGUCGUUGGCCUUUGUUGCACCACGUCUGCUUAUCGUCACAGCGUUGCAGCCGUAGCACGUCGCACCGACUUCUGUUGCACCACUGUGUGUUUCCCGGUUCCCGGAAUAAAUCGCCACAGAAAACGACUGCAACAGAAACCACCGCUUAUAAAAUGUGUAGUAGGCUAUAAAUAUUGUGGCGCGGUAUUGUAUUUCAAAACAAGAAUUAACCGGGCAAACGUAUCGCCCCAGGCAAACGUAACGCCCCGGGCAGACGUAUACCGUCCGACGCUCGCUAGAGCUCGGUCGGACAUUGCUAAAGGAUCGUAUCCUAUGUUUCAAACUAACCGGGCAAUCAGUGGAUCCCAGGUUUGCGUGCGAGACACCGCCGCUUCCGACGGCGGGUCGGCGGUGGACUCGGAUUGCGUCAUCUUGGCGGCAUGGGCCGCCUCGAUUCCUUAUCCUCGCCAAAUGGGGACUUCGUCCCCAUUACAUUGUCCUCAGAAUAAAUUUCGAAAAACGAGAACAAGAGAAUAAAUUUAUAAUAGAAAUGUGAGGCACAUGAUGUUUUUCCCGCGCCAAAUAUUUCUAGCCUACUACACUUUUUCUAAGCGGUUGUUUCUGUUGCAGUUGUUUACUGUGGCGAUUUAUUCCGGUCACCGUGUUUCCCGAAGCUUGUCGCACCCUCAAAUCAGCCGUGUCACAACUCGCACCGAUACGCUUGUCGUCUCGUUCCACAAUGCUACGGCAGGCGAUCUCAAGCGAACACCGAGACUGGGAGAGCUGAGUCGAAGCAAUUGGCUAACACGAGAGAUUGGAAGAAUGGAAUGGCGAUUCUGCCGUCUUGGCCUUAAGCAAAAGCGAGCCUGUAAAUAAAGGCCCUCUGUCGAGGAGAGCUUGCGUGAAUCUAACCUCCAUCAUUUGUGCUUCAAUCAAUCUACCUUUCGAGGGCCUUUCCUUCUUCCGCGUUCUGCUCGUGGAGAUGUGCAGAUUCAACGCGGUAGAAUACCCGUAAUCUACACUGAUGGAUAGGAAUAUUAUUUCGUUUGCACGAGGGAUGGCAAUGGUCUCACUUUUCCUGCAUAUGUGCAAUUAAUUCGUCAGUAUUCUGUCUAACACGUGUGAGGUUAUUUUUUACCUGAUCAGGUUUUGGUUUCCUUAAGGACGAUACUGCACUUUUCGACUACGCGUGCAGUUGAAUUUUGGCUUCUAAAUUGAACGGUUCUUUGUUCACGUAUCCACUUUUCAAAGUCUUUCACACGCGGUUACUAACUCCGUAUUGUUCGCCAGCCUCAUACAGAUGGAAUUGAUUUUCUUUUGUAUCGACAGACUAAUUGUUCGGUGUGGUAUGAUUUUGCCAGAGAGAGAUGUUGUUAUUUCCAGUGACGUCAUUACAGAGGAUGGUCAGUGAUGUUGCGUUGAAGUUGCUUUCAUUAAAAAACAUCUUUUGAACGAAAUUGACGUUAAAUAUACUUCAUUCUAAUUUGUGUGAGUAUUUUUCGCGUACGAUACAAAAAAUAUAGCUCACCUGUAGUAUAUGUCAAGUCAUGUUGGGUAUAGAUUGCUCGCUCUGAAGUUUCGAAAUUUAGCUUCACCCUAGACACCCUAGAGUCAAUUCGGAAAUAUUGUUGCUUUGCCGAUUGCUCGCGCCGCUCAGUGAAAGCAUUCUAUGCAAAGAAAUAUUGGUUCGUUGAAUUGAAUAACGGACUGCGCUAUUCUUAUAUAUGAAACAAAAGUUUUUUUCUGGUAUGUAUAACUCAGAGUCACAAAAGAACGGUCGUCGGUUGUGCAUAAAUUCUGCAGUGAAAUGUUUGUCCCAUUGGAGUUGAUUUCUUCAAUUGAAAUUAACUAUGACGAUAUUUUGCUUCGUGUUUCGUUAUUGUGAAAAUAAUUAUUGGAUUAAUGGAUUUUCAAAUGAAAUACGUAUAUUGAAAAGCGUUUGAUCUAUUCACUAAUUUCGAAUUUCGAGCUUAUUGGUGACUUUUUCUGAUCGCUCAUUUCAUUUUCCCGAAUUCGAGCAUUGUUCCCAGGUUGAAAGAGGCGUCAAAGUGCAGCCCUGCGAUUUUACUUCAGUUUCAAUCUGCAACACAAGUUUCCUGUUGCAAAGUCCAAACAUCCACGCCAACAGAAGGCCUGGUGGGAUGGUGUUGUGAAGAGACGUUGAAAACCAUAAAUGAUUCUCUUUUUUAACAUACGAAGUUAAGGGUCAAUAUGACCAGCUACUUGGGUUGUAACGUUUGCAUUAAAAAAUGGACUUUUUUUAGGAUGGUGAUAAAAAAAACUAAGUCAGAUAAUUGAGUUUGAUACAUUUCCCAUGGAAGGUAAUUAUAUCAGGUAACCUACAAAAAAAUUCUCCGCCAUUGCGAGUGGCCUUCCGGCAGUUAACCGAAACAUUCGCCAUGGCGGACAAAAACAUGCGUGUAGGCAUGUUUUUGAGUUCUUUCUUCGUUUUAUUUAUCAAUCCCUUCUCAGUUUUCGCGACAAAAUUGUUGGAGUAGAUCUUACGCUUCAGGUUUGCCCAGAAAUUCUCGAUGGGACGCAGCUUGGGCACGUUGGACGGAACGAUCGCUUCGAGUAGUGUACCGACGCCAGAUUCGGCCAAAACACCGCGUUUUCACCCUUCUGGUAUUUCUUGAUGAACGACGUAACUUCCGGCAGGAACUUCGUACUAUAAAUUUCUCCGUUCACGGCCAGUCGGGAGAUAAAGAAGGGCGCCCUUGACAUCCCCUUUUCGCUGAUUGUCAGCCACAACAGCACCUUCUUUGGGAACUUGGUGUGUGAAAUAAACUUCACUUCGGAGCUCACUUCCUUCGUGGGGGAAGUAAAAUACGAAGUGCCCUGCCAGUCGUUGUCAUCCAGGGUGUCGUCCAUCACCACCGUCACGUCGCGAUUCGCCGGGAAAAUAGACUUGAUCAUUUUAUGCAGCCGUUGCUGCUGCGUCAUUGCCUGCAGCUCCGAGACCAGUGGACGGGACUUCCGCUUCCUGACAUGUAUGUCCAUGCUCGCCAGGUACUUUUUCACUGUUUGGUCGAUUGCACCGACCUCCCGGCGCAGCGAUGUAUGCACUUUUCCCUCGAUCUUGUAACGGGGCUUUCUUUCGAUGCUCUGAUUGUUGUCCAAUAGGGCCAAGAUGUUGUAGAUGCCGUAUCGGGCAUAUCCGGCGUCUACAAAGUGCCGCACGAUAUCCGUUUUCGACGCGGCAGGGUACCGUCGUUUGAACGCGCACACUUCUGAACGAAGUAGCUUCACUGUUUUCGCCAUCACGGUUAGAGUUCGACUGAUAGAGCUGUCAAUUUUUUUUCUGUUGACUCAUGGGUUACCAUGAUUAAUGCUACAUGGGUAGUUCCGUCAGUGCGUGUGAAACCCAUUCAAAAUCAGCAAAUUGUUUUGUCCAUCUUCUUAAUGCAAACGUUAGUCUAGCGCGAUUGAGUGCUGUGCUGUUUCUAUGCGCCCAGUUCGAUCAAUCACCUCGUGGCCAGUACCGUGAUUCUUCUAGAACCUAGAGAGCUAUCAAUUUGUAAUGGUCAGUAGAAUUUUGAUCAUAGUUUCAAACGGGAAACUAUUUUGGGCGUGUGAAUACGACUCCGGUUUUUUUUUGUGAAAAUUACACGCUUUGUUUGGAAGAUGGACAAAUUCGGACAAUUCGGUGUUGUACAGGAUGGUUCAAAACCAUUUCCCCGAUUUCGAAGGUAUUGUGACGGGGCAGGAUAUUGCAGUAGAAUGACCGGUACCGUGUCGAUGUAUUUGUCCUGCUACUUCGCCUUCAGUCGCUAUAGUGGUGUGAUCGUGCGCAUCGCAAUUCGCAUUCUUUAGGGAAACACUCGGUCAGUGAUCGCGACACAAAGAGUCUUCCGUAAAAAAAUUAACACUAUCAUCAGUCCUGUCACGUCCCCUUGGAAGUCGGAAAAUUGAUUUUACAUUUUGUAUUUUUUUUCUUUUGAAAAGCAGAGACUUUUCAGUGCCUGGAUGACGUUAGCCAAAUACAAACUCCACAGAAACAACCGAUUUCUGUUCCAACCAUUGUUUACAAAAUCGAAAUGCAACAGCUACCGUUCGUUUAUUCUUACCGCCACCACAACUAAUGCCAACUCAAUCCAAUCCACCUUACCAACGGAUGUAAAUAUGUGGUAAAGCGAAUGGUGCACCUUUUGGCCGAAAUGCCAAAUACUCGAAAGAUCCUGAAACUUGCCUAGGUUAAACCUAUAAACCUGCCCUAAUUCCAUCCGAGAUGUACAAUCCAUAGCUAUUGGCCACUUCGGCCAAACACAGUGCACCAUUCGCACAUUCGAGCAAUACUUUUUUGUUGUGUUGUUUUCAACGCCAGCAGAAACUGGCAUGUAGAAGGUAUGCAAAGGGUUAACGGACCGAAUCGAGAUGUGUGAGACACGAAGCGAAUGCGUUUUGCUGCUGGUAGUCGAGUGGAUUUGUUAGAUUCAGUGAAAUGUUAGAAUGCUGACUCCCCCCCGGAAGCAAGAAUGUAACAAAAUGGUGCCGUUUGAUACGAUUAACGAGUAGGUUAAAAUUAUGAUAAUUAUUAUUAUUACACCAACUGUAGUUAAAGAUGAAAUCGAAUACAAUAAAAGUAAAUUCAACAGAGAAAAAAACAGAAGAAGGCGGAAACAGAGCAAAUGUUCGCUACCCGUGAGAUUUCAGAAAUCAAACAAGGAAUAAAUGAAUAGGAAUGUGACGCGAGAAAGCCUAACGGGGGAAAAAAAGAAGCUAAACCGAAUCUGGCAGGAUAACGCAGAUUAGGGAGAUCCAUUAUCCAGGUUGAGAAGAACAGAAACGCUGGAUGUCUUCCAAACAGCCGUCUUUCAGUUUGAAGUAGUGCGAAAAUGAAUCGAUGAGUGAUGAACUAGGUAACAGAGGUGAAGCGAAGAGCUCCGUCAAUCAAAUCAAUUCAAAUCCAUAUCUGAAGCCGCAAUAAACCGAGAGUAACAAACUGAUGAUAAUCUGAUAAACAGGAACCAAACGCUAGCUGGAAGACAUAAAAUCAAAAAUCACUCAAGCUUGUUAGAAAUUUUAGAACGAACAACCCUUUGAUGUGUGUGUGCGUGUGUUUUCGCUCGAAAAUUAUCGAUUUUCAUCAAAUCACCGUUUAACUGUCUAGAAACUAAUUUUGGAUAUACCAAAGAGAUGUUUAACUCAACUAAUCUUGACCAAAACCGCAUACUACCCACAGAAUACUCUCGACCUUAAGCAGAACCAUUGGUCAUUGAAUCAUCCACAUCCUUUCCAGAAUCCUUUCGUCAAUAUGUCAUCUCCCAGGUAACGAAAAAUUACAUUCAAUCACCCGUAAUUCCAGUUAGCACUUUUGCACACCCACAAAAGAGACCUCCAACGCGCUCGCGAGCGGAAAGGAAAUCUAUCUCACGCGGAUGGUGUGAUUGAUUGUUGUUCAUAUUUUUAUCGAGCCAAUGGGCCCCAUUCCAUCCUCGGCGCCAUACCGCUUCGAACCGAAAUUUCGAACGACACGGUUUGACGGUUUUAUCGACACCACUCAACACACAAACAGAGCCAAUCAGUUCAGGCGGAAAACAUAAUUACAUCGAAAAUGAUUUAUUUCACCAACUUCGUCGCGCGAUCGUGCCUACCGAUUAUUAUGCUGUUUUUUUUUGUUCCAAGCUUUCCCCAUCCGAGGGAGGCCGAAACCGUGGUAGGAGCUUUUUUGCUGUAGUUCUGUGAUUUUGGGGACAACACGCGCGCUGUGACGACCACCGGAGGGAACAAAGGUUGCAAAAGUGCAAAAGAUAUGCGGUGGAUGACCAUGUUAAUGAUGUUUUAUUAACCCUUUGCGGUCGUGUUCAAUUUGGGCAUGGGUGUCGUACUGGUCGGAAUUAUUUUUCCUUGAGAUAACACUGAGAAAGCGUUGAAUAUGAGCAAUUCCAAAUGAAAUCGAUAAAUGACAAAACAUGAGUAUUUUUGAUUCGAAUGAAAGUUUGUAUUCCGUUUGGGUUGAAGGAUAUAUUUAAGGAGUUUUCCACAGCAAUUGGGAUUGUUUUGACUCAAGCGUAACUUUUGAAAAGGGCGUAUCGAUUUUAGUAGGGGAAAUCUUCGAUAAUUUAUAUCUCAAAAACUAUGAGUCGUACCGAAAUAGUGUCUUAGAAAGAGUUAUAGAGUAUUGACGUCUAAACAUGAAAAAAAUAUACA
Toxorhynchites rutilus septentrionalis is the source of this 19024-nucleotide messenger RNA. It is a transcript of the gene ttv, whose product is annotated as exostosin-1. Gene Ontology annotation, cellular component: membrane. The record is from RefSeq and is a predicted model, not a curated record. Gene Ontology annotation, molecular function: glycosyltransferase activity. Lineage: Eukaryota; Metazoa; Arthropoda; Insecta; Diptera; Culicidae. The transcript has 10 exons. Bases 1313 to 3595 code for a protein of 760 amino acids.